AUGACUUUCAACAUCGGUCAUCAACAGGUGGACUUCGCCUUCCCUGAUAUUACAUUGGGAAUUCAUCGCACUAGCAGACCUCCACCUGUUGCACCACCUGUUGCACCACCUGUUGCACCACCUGUUGAUCCAUCUGUUGAUCCAACUAUUGACGCAUUUCGCCAGGAAAACGGCCAUUCAAGCGGUCCUUACGUGGACAUCAAGAGCGCGUUGCGGUACCCCAUAUCGUGCCAGGUGUUCCAACAAAACCACUUUGGGGGCCAUCGCUUCAGCGUCCACCACAAUCUCCAUCAAACUAACUCCUUGAGGGACGUUUCUUCCUUCCACGGGUUUCCUCCGAAGCCUCCUGUGGCACCUUUCUGCUUUCCGUACCAUUUUAGCACCGAUGAUCUGAAAGUUUACGGUAGUUUGCCGAGAGAUAUGACUGCUAAUACGGUUAGUACCACGGUGGAGUACUUUGAUGGGGAUUAUUCGCCGAACGAUCGUGAGCAGGAGUUUUUGAGGUUCGAUCUUGAGAUUCCGGCAGCUUUGGAGUUGAUUCCUACGAGUGGUUCCGAAAGAAAUUUGUACGAGAUUGAUACUCUGCGAAGGACUACUCCCGUUUAA
This is a messenger RNA of Phaedon cochleariae (mustard beetle), 606 nucleotides long. NCBI's taxonomy places the organism in Eukaryota, Metazoa, Arthropoda, Insecta, Coleoptera, Chrysomelidae. The record is from the annotation of a GenBank genome assembly.